Messenger RNA from Rotaria sp. Silwood2, 213 nucleotides. The record is from the annotation of a GenBank genome assembly. NCBI's taxonomy places the organism in Eukaryota, Metazoa, Rotifera, Eurotatoria, Philodinida, Philodinidae.
AUGGGAGGCACAUACAAUCGUGAUAGAUUUUCAUUUGAUACUAUAGAUAAUGCAAUACUCUACUUAAGUAUGUCGAUUGUUGAUAGUAUUCAAUAUAAACGACAUGAUGGACCAAGUAAAUUAUCUCUUUUUUACGCUGUUGAACAUAACGAAGAAAUACUUGUUAAAAUUUUAUUGAAAAUGGAAAUGGCAUCGGAAAAAAAUAUGCAAUAA